CGUGAUAAAAAGUUUCAUAAAUAUCUCAAUUUUUUUUUUCUCACUCAAUUAUCUAUCAGCUUCUUUUGAUCUGCCUCUUUUUAGGAAGCAAGGAGGAGAUUCUUUGCAGAGUCCUUUGGUCUACCUCUCACAAAGAGAUAAUGCCAAAGAAUAAGGGAAAAGGAGGUAAGAAUAGGAAGAGAGGAAAAAACGAAGCAGAUGAAGGGAAACGUGAGCUCAUAUUUAAAGAAGAUGGGCAAGAGUAUGCACAAGUGCUUCGCAUGCUUGGCAAUGGCCGUUGUGAGGCCAUGUGUGCUGAUGGCACCAAGCGUCUUUGUCACAUUCGUGGGAAGAUGCAUAAGAAGGUUUGGAUUGCAGCUGGUGAUAUAAUUCUUAUUGGGUUGCGUGACUAUCAGGAUGAUAAGGCUGAUGUUAUCUUAAAGUAUUGGAGAUAUGAAGCUAGGCUUUUAAAGUCCUAUGGUGAACUUCCUGAGAGUACACAUCUCAGUGAGAGUAUUGCAGGAGUUCUUGAUGAGGAUGAUGAUGGUGUUAGCGAUGAUUAUAUUGAUUUUGGGUUUAAUUGCACUGAUCCAUCUGGAUCGUUCAUUGAAGAAUAAGAGGAGAACAAAGCGCCAAUGGUAAAUGAAGUUGUUAGAGCUGUAAGAGUUUCCUUAGAGACUCAAAAGUCAAAGAUAUUUUGUGUGUUAAUUUUAGUUAGUAUAAUGUUUAGUGUAAAGGAGUGAUAAUGCAUAAUUUAUGGAGUAAAUUCUGAAAAGUAAUUCUGCAGUAAGUAUGGCUCAUAUACUGCUUUUGUAAUGUGUCUCUUAUACAAGGAGCUUUAUGUUAAUGAAAGUGUGUGAGUGCAUAUGUUCUAUUCCAGAAAAACUUA
Messenger RNA from Hevea brasiliensis (rubber tree), 868 nucleotides. RefSeq names its product eukaryotic translation initiation factor 1A. Lineage: Eukaryota; Viridiplantae; Streptophyta; Magnoliopsida; Malpighiales; Euphorbiaceae. Gene Ontology annotation, molecular function: RNA binding; translation initiation factor activity. Gene Ontology annotation, biological process: translational initiation. Gene Ontology annotation, cellular component: cytoplasm. The coding region runs from base 141 to 596 and encodes 151 amino acids. The transcript has 2 exons. The record is from RefSeq and is a predicted model, not a curated record.